GAGAGCGGAAGCGGAAGAUGGCAGAUGGCUCGAGCUCGUAGGGUGUGUGUGUGUCGUUUGUUUACCGUUCGACGCGUCGCUCCGGUGUGUGUUUCAUUCUCGCCCGUGUCCGUCGAGUCACCGGAGCGUGUUCAUGUUGUGCAGGCUGCUGUUUAACACCGCUCAUCUGUGUCAAUAUGACGGGAGAGAAGAUCCGCUCGGUGCGCAAAGAGCGCAAGUCGGGUUUGGAUCUGCUGGAGCCGGACGAGGAGCCGGCGGCCACCGGGCCCGUUAAAGCCAACAAAACCAACAAGAUCUUCAGCAACCAUAAGAUCAUCCGAUCCGGUUCGCACCAGAACCACAGCGACACUGACAGUGUGUAUCCCGUGCACGAGUGUGUGUUCAGAGGAGACGUGCGCAAACUGUCAUCGCUCAUCCGAACGCAGAACAUCGCGCAGAAGGACGUGCACGGUAACACACCUCUUCAUCUGGCGGUUAUGAUGGGUCAUAAAGAAUGUGCUCAUCUGCUGCUGGCCCACAAUGCACCAGUGAAGGUGAAGAACGCUCAGGGCUGGAGUCCACUCGCUGAAGCCAUCAGUUAUGGAGACAGACAGAUGAUCACGGCUCUCCUGCGUAAGCUGAAGCAGCAGUCACGAGAAACUGUGGAGGACAAGAGACCCCGACUGCUGAAAGCCCUGAAAGAGCUUGGAGAUUUUUAUUUGGAGCUUCACUGGGAUUUUCAGAGCUGGGUGCCUUUGCUUUCACGCAUUUUACCCUCUGACGCCUGCAAGAUCUACAAACAGGGCAUCAACAUCCGUUUGGACACGACACUAAUCGAUUUCACAGAUAUGAAGUGUCAGAGAGGAGAUCUGAGCUUCAUCUUCACCGGUGACGCGCUUCCGUCCGAGUCCUUCGUGGUCCUGGACAACGAGCAGAAGGUUUAUCAGCGGAUCCAUCAUGAGGAGUCCGAGAUGGAGACAGAAGAAGAGGUGGACAUCCUCAUGAGCAGCGAUGUCUACUCGGCCACUCUCUCCACGAAAUCCAUCACUUUCUCACGGGCGCAGACCGGCUGGCUCUUCAGAGAGGAUAAAACGGAGCGCGUUGGGAACUUUCUGGCGGAUUUCUACAUGGUGAACGGCCUGGUCCUGGAGUCCAGAAAGAGACGCGAGCACCUGACGGAGGAGGACAUUCUGCGGAAUAAAGCCAUCAUGGAGAGCUUUAGUAAGGGAGGAAAUCUCAUCGAACAGAACUUCGAGCCGGUGAGGCGUCAGUCGCUGGCCGCUCCGUCUCCAAACACUAUAUCAUGGGAAGAGUACAUCACCACUGAGACUGGAAAAGCUCCUCAUCUGGGCCGUGAGCUGGUGUGCAAAGAAAGCAAGAAGAACUUCAAGGCGACUGUAGCCAUGAGUCAGGACUUUCCUCUGGGCAUCGAGUCGUUGUUAAAUGUUUUGGAGGUCGUCGCACCUUUCAAGCACUUUAAUAAACUCAGAGAAUUUGUUCAAAUGAAACUCCCUCCCGGAUUUCCUGUUAAACUAGACAUCCCCGUGUUCCCCACCAUUAGUGCCACCGUGACCUUUCAGGAGUUCCGUUACGAUGAAUUCGACGCCUCCAUAUUUACAAUUCCCAGUGACUACAAAGAAGAUCCCAGUCGAUUUCCAGACCUCUGAGCUGUCCUGUGUUCCCUCUCACUCCCCGACCUCACAUCUCAACUUCAUCUCACCGAGGCCCGACGUCAUCACCACUGAUGGUGUUCACACGCUUCACAUCAUAUGGAUAUAAAGGGAUCGUGCUGAAGUGACGGACGCUGCUGUGUGGAAAGGCGGCUAACAGGGAACGCUGUGGUGAACACUACGUGAUAAAGCCGAGAGAGAUCCUGGAGUUUCGCCUCACAGCGACACGGACGCCUGUCUCUUUUACUCUGUUGCUGGCAGUAAAUGUGGCAUUAUAAGUUAUUGCGUAAGCCUGGUUUUCACUGAUAUCUUUGUAAAACUCUUCUAUACUUCACUUAAAGAAAACGUGUAUAUUUAGGAACGGAGCGGAAGGCAUCUGCAUAUGAUUUGAACUGUAUGAAAACUUCACAACAAUGUAACGCAUUUCUACAGGCAGAAGAAAACUUCUUUACACACAUUGUAAAUAUCACGUUUCUUCCCGGUUCUUCUGCUUUCUCUUUGUAUUUUUGUUGCAUUAUGGGAAAUGUUUUUUUUUGUGGGCGGGCUCAUGUGAGCAGUUCAUCACUUCAGGGUUCAGGUGUUUUCUGGCUAAAAUGUGUUUUUGUUUUUCUGUCUCUUGUGUUUUUAACAUGGAGGAUCUACAGGGCCAGACGUCCAUGUAGCAUCUGUGUUUAGAGCCCGUCACAAACAUUUGCUUUCACUUUAUUUUCACCUUGACAAGCGGAUGUAAAUACAUUUAAAUUUAAAGACA
This is a messenger RNA of Triplophysa dalaica, 2400 nucleotides long. RefSeq names its product ankyrin repeat domain 13C (gene ankrd13c). The transcript has 13 exons. Gene Ontology annotation, molecular function: protein binding. NCBI's taxonomy places the organism in Eukaryota, Metazoa, Chordata, Actinopteri, Cypriniformes, Nemacheilidae. Bases 177 to 1646 code for a protein of 489 amino acids. The record is from RefSeq and is a predicted model, not a curated record. Gene Ontology annotation, cellular component: cytoplasm.